UUUUACAAUUAGCAUAGCUUAGUCUAUUGCUUAAUUUUCAAGAAAAUAGAAAACGAUAAAAAGGUUUAUAUCUUCCUCAUGCAAGCUCUGCAGUUCACCUACCAAAGCAACAGCCAAAGUUCCAGAUAUAAUAAAGUAGAAUAAACGUUUUCUGGGAAUGAUAUAUAAGGAGGAGGGUUAAUCUUGUUAUGCUAUUUCUUUAUUUUCUUUGUUUGAGGAAGCCCCCUAAAGAAGAUAUAAAAUCUGUUUUUUUUUUUUUCUUUUUCUUAAAGCUUCAUGUGCCAAGAGUGAUGCAGUUAACCAUAACUAUCAUUUGAAGUGUUUUUCUCUUUUGUUUCUUUCUUGGCAAACAGAGAUUUUGAAGCUAAGAGGAGAUAUAUACCAUUAUUAGCCAGGUAUAAUUACAUCAUGAACUUGUUUCGAAAUAUCAUGAACUUGUUUCGAAAUAUCAUGGAGAGACUGAGGCCUCAUGUUGGAUUCAAAGGAUGGGACUAUUGUGUUCCUUGGAAAUUGAGUGACGACCAAAGGUUAACAGAAACUUCAUUCAAUUCUCUCUAUCUGUUCAAUCUUUCUCUUUCUUUUUGAUACGCUGGAAAUUCUUAAUUAAAGAAUAGUACGAUAGCUGUCAGGGUUUGAACUAUUACAAUAACUCUUUCUUUAUGUGUUUUUUGUGGGCGACGGAGGGAUCGUACCAUUCGAGCCUUUUUUUUCAUGCUUUUCCUGAAGGUCUGGAGAAAGCUGCAAUCAAUAGGAUUUUCCUAACCCUCCCUUCCCGAAACGAAGGAGGUGAAAUUCUUUUUCCUUUCCGCAGGGACCAGGAGAUUGGAUCUAGCCGUAAGAAGAAUGUGAGGUUUGAGAUUCAUAGGUUUCCUGAUUGGAUGGACUGUUGCUGUGGCGGGACUGAGAACACGCAAGUUAAUGGUGGAGAGGAACUUCAGUUUCCUGUUUCUUCUGUCCUUACUUGCAGGGAUAUCAUCUUUCAGCACCCAAGAACUAAAUAUUGUGAUCUUCUUGCCCGACUUCCUUCUUCAAUGCCCCUGGAGUCUGGGAUUCAUGCACAGGCCUUGAUAUCAAACGAGUCCAGAUGGAUAAAUUUUUCUAAUAAUUCGGAUUUAAAUGGAACAGUUGGAACUAGGGCUUUGAUACCAGUGCCAGGGGGACUACUAGAGUUGUUUGUUACUAAACAAGUGUCUGAAGAUCAACAUGCUAUAGAUAUUGUAACAACUCAAUGUACCAUUUUAAUGAAGCAAGAAGCCAUGAUAAGUUCAACCAACAUCGAUACAGGUUUCGUGGUUAAUAUGAAGAUGAUUGGAGAAGAACAAUCAAAAGCAUAUCUAGCCGAUCAUGACAAUAUGGAAGAAAAGGAUCAUACAAAUAAGAAUCAAUUCCAGCAGGCACCAAAUAAGAAUCUGAAUCUUCCAUAUGAUAUCUCCGCUGAUCGAAUUCGUCUUUGUAGUCCUCCAAUGAAUUUCUUGCAGCAAUUUCAUUAUAGCAAUGAUCGGGAUAACAAAACUAAAAGUAAUGAUCAUAUCUUCUUUGAAGAAGCUGCAACGAAUUCUUCUAAUGGUCUCCAAGAUCAAAUGGAUGCAGCUGCAUUGCACAAGAUCAUGAUGAUGACUACUAAUACAGAAAACAUGCACAUGAAGUUUAUGGGACCUUCAUCAGGAAAAAAGGAGCAGCAAGCUAAUAAUGAUAAUGACUCGAUCAAACACGAGAAUGGGAUAUCGGACUCCGUCUCUGACUGCAGUAAUCAGAUGGAUGAUGAGAAUGACGCGAAGUAUAGGAGAAGAACUGGAAGAGGUCCUCCAGCUAAAGAUCUUAAGGCUGAGAGGAGGAGAAGGAAAAUGCUUAAUGACAGGCUAUAUGAUUUAAGGGCCUUGGUUCCCAAAAUUUCAAAUCUAAAUAAGGUAUCCAUACUUGGAGAUGCAAUUGAAUUUGUGAAGGAGUUGCAGAAGCAAGCUAAAGAACUUGAAAAUGAGCUUGAAGAGCAUUCAGAUGACGAUCAGGGUGUUAAAAAUGGCAUCCAUAAUAAUAUCCCACAAGAAACUUUGAAUCAAGAUGGAGGUAUUGUAAAUGGAUUUCAUGUAGGAUCAUCAGAAGUAGUUAGCUGCUCCAAACUUAAUCACAAGUCAGAAACUAGUCAUGACAAGGGACAGCAGAUGGAGGUCCAAGUGGACGUAGCUCAAAUAGAUGGAAAUGAGUUCUUUGUAAAGGUAUUUUGUGAGCAUAAGGCAGGACGAUUUAUGAAACUGAUGGAGGCUUUGGAUUGUCUUGGGUUAGAAGUUACCAAUGCCAAUGUAACCAGCUUUAGAGGCCUUGUCUCAAAUGUUUUCAAAGUUGAGAAAAAGGAUAGCGAAAUGGUGCAAGCAGAUUAUGUAAGGGAGUCUUUGCUAGAGCUGACAAGAGACGCACCAAGCGGAUGGCCUGAAAUGGCAAAAACUUGAGAGAACGGUAGUGCCAUGGACUAUCAUCAUCACCACCAUCACCACCACCACAUGCACAAUGGCCAUGUCAAUUCCAAUCACCACCAUCUCCACCACCUUCAUAGUUGAGCAAAUACAUAUAUAUCUCAGGACAAUUAACUUUAUGUGGCAUUAUUCUCCUGAGAAUUGUUAUAUUGACACUUUAAUUAACUUGUAUUAUCUUCUGCCUUCUGUCAUACUUGCUGAAUGCGUAAUCUAAAGCUUUAUGCUUCUUGGAGCUUGCUAAUA
Messenger RNA from Ricinus communis (castor bean), 2711 nucleotides. Its product is annotated as transcription factor ABORTED MICROSPORES. The transcript has 8 exons. Gene Ontology annotation, cellular component: nucleus. The record is from RefSeq and is a predicted model, not a curated record. Gene Ontology annotation, molecular function: sequence-specific DNA binding; protein dimerization activity; DNA-binding transcription factor activity. NCBI's taxonomy places the organism in Eukaryota, Viridiplantae, Streptophyta, Magnoliopsida, Malpighiales, Euphorbiaceae. Bases 660 to 2444 code for a protein of 594 amino acids. Gene Ontology annotation, biological process: regulation of DNA-templated transcription.